Molecule: messenger RNA, 1818 nt
Organism: Lycium barbarum (goji berry)
Lineage: Eukaryota; Viridiplantae; Streptophyta; Magnoliopsida; Solanales; Solanaceae
Product: AP2-like ethylene-responsive transcription factor At1g16060
Exons: 6
Coding region: 304-1632 (442 amino acids)
Biological process (GO): regulation of DNA-templated transcription
Molecular function (GO): DNA-binding transcription factor activity; DNA binding
Source: RefSeq, a predicted model, not a curated record
AGUGGGUGGGUGGGUGUUGUUCAGCUUAUAACUCCAUUCCAACCCAAAUGCAAUUCUUGUAUUCCUCCUCUGUCACUUCUUAAUUUGGUAAACCACUUUGGUUUACCAGUAAAGCAAAGAAGAAAGAGUGAAAGAAAGAAGAAGAAAGAAAGAGACUCUCUUUCUAUUUUUCUUGAUUCUUAACACCAACCCAAUCUCUAAAAUCCACGAAAUUCAAUACCCAGAAACACCCACAUUGCCAAAAAAAAAAAAAAAGGUUGAAUUUUUAUUUUAUUGGGUUUUUUUUUCUGGGCAAAAAAAGUUAUGAAGAAAUCUCCUCCAUCUCCUUCUUUUUGUUGCUCCUCUUCUUCUUCAUCAUCUUCAUGCAUUGAACAAAUCCAUGAAGAAACAGAGAAGCAAAAACUGAAACCAAAGCCCAAUUCAAUUUCAAAGCCCAGGCCCAAACGUGCUGCUAGAGCUAAGAGAAUUCUAAAUGCUGAUUCUCCAAUUAAUAAUUCAUCUCCAAGAAGAAGCUCCAUUUACAGAGGUGUAACAAGGCAUAGAUGGACAGGAAGAUAUGAAGCUCACCUAUGGGACAAGAGUACUUGGAAUAGCAUUCAGAACAAGAAAGGACGACAAAGAGCUUAUGAUAGUGAAGAAGCUGCUGCCAGAACUUAUGAUCUUGCGGCUCUUAAGUACUGGGGUCCCGCAACUACACUUAAUUUUCCGAUGGAAACAUACAGCAAAGAGCUUGAAGAAAUGCAGAGGCUAUCAAAGGAAGAGUACUUGGCUUCAUUAAGGCGAAUGAGCAGUGGAUUCUCUAGGGGUGUUUCCAAAUAUCGUGGCGUUGCAAGGCACCACCAUAAUGGUCGAUGGGAAGCACGUAUUGGACGGGUGUUUGGGAAUAAGUAUCUCUAUUUGGGAACUUACAGCACUCAAGAGGAAGCAGCAGCAGCAUAUGAUAUGGCAGCAAUUGAGUACAGAGGGCCUAAUGCAGUAACCAACUUCGACAUCAGCAGAUAUGCAGACAAGUUGAGGAAACUCCGUGAACCGGAUAUGCUAACAAAGGAGGAAAACACAGAGUCCUCUGCUGAAGUGCAAUCAAAUGAGGUAAUUGAACAACAUCAACUAGCUCUUCAACAAGAAGAGAACCAACUGAGUUUUCAGCAAGAAGAAUUAGCUGCAGAACCGAUAGGAGUACCAAAGUUAGAGUUUACGCGUCCACUUGAUUCUGAUGAAGUGACUCAACCAAAAGUUUUGAAGUUGGAGUUUGCCCCUUCGGUGGACUCUGCUGCUGAUAAAUUAAAGGCGAAGGACCGCGAGGAGGAAGAUGACAACCCAUGGAACAUGUACUUGGACGAUACAUUUGAUUCCUUCCCAAUUCCCGACUUCUCUCUUGACAAACCAUCGGACUUGAUGGAUCUUUUCAACAACAGCAGCUUUGACUUUAAUUUCUAUGAGGAAUCAAGUGAGAAUGAGUUCAACCUGGACGUAUUCUCUGACAGCAUGAUCAUCGACAUGAUUGAAGCUAAUAACGAGGAAGUGAGGAAGAAUCCGUCGAAUUCUCCUACUUCAUCGUCAUCCGUGUCAAGAACGCCAUCCAUUUCUAGCGACAUGAAAGAUGUUGGAGGUUUGGCAUCUUCGGCAAUGUAAGAACUCAGCUUGGUGUUGAAAUGAAUUAUAAGUUCAAUAGGAACUAGUUUUAGAUGCCUUUUUAAUCUUUCCUAGAUAUAGGGACACAAGCAGAAGCCCUUGUACCGUGUUUUAAUUAGUUUCUUUACCAAAUAUGAACUCCUGCAGUUUAGCUGAAAUGUUGCUUAGCAAACUGUUUUGGUUUCA